Molecule: messenger RNA, 444 nt
Organism: Trichoderma breve
Lineage: Eukaryota; Fungi; Ascomycota; Sordariomycetes; Hypocreales; Hypocreaceae
Exons: 2
Coding region: 1-444 (147 amino acids)
Biological process (GO): mycotoxin biosynthetic process
Source: RefSeq, a predicted model, not a curated record
AUGUCUUCAUUGGAGAAAGAUUAUGCGCUGUUGGGCAGAGCUUCAAUAGAAGAUUCUACGAAGAGCGAAAUAGAUGAUGGUAUAGAGCUAGAAGAAGUUCAUUUGCGCUCCAGGCGAUGGACACAGUCGCUACCUUUUCAAGCUUUACCAUGGAUUCUGACCUUGGUAUUCAUGAUCAUCUCUUUCGCUCAAUAUGAACUUAGGGACAAGCCAUGUCAAUCCGAAGAAUAUUCUCUACUUCGCCCAACCGAUUUCAAGUCCGCAUCAUCGGAAAUUGAGUUGGAAAUAGUGACAUUCACAGGAGCUCCAGUCUUUAUGGAAAAUGGCACAUUCCACGUACCAAAUCCAGGGAAGACAACAUAUACCGGCCCCCCUUCUCCCGAGAUUGACAGCGCAUGGGAAGAAAUUACAGCUGGCGAGUUUACUGCCCAGUUUAAACUCUAA